Messenger RNA from Colossoma macropomum (tambaqui), 1077 nucleotides. RefSeq names its product wingless-type MMTV integration site family, member 8b (gene wnt8b). The transcript has 6 exons. Gene Ontology annotation, molecular function: frizzled binding; cytokine activity. Gene Ontology annotation, biological process: canonical Wnt signaling pathway; neuron differentiation; cell fate commitment. The coding region runs from base 1 to 1077 and encodes 358 amino acids. NCBI's taxonomy places the organism in Eukaryota, Metazoa, Chordata, Actinopteri, Characiformes, Serrasalmidae. The record is from RefSeq and is a predicted model, not a curated record. Gene Ontology annotation, cellular component: extracellular region.
AUGUUCAUACAUUUGGACGUUUAUUACUACAUUUUCAUCCUCAUGGUUCACAUGAAGUCGUGCUGCAGUUGGUCAGUGAAUAAUUUCCUGAUGACUGGCCCAAAGGCCUACCUGAUCUAUUCGAGCAGUGUGGCUGCAGGGGCUCAGAGUGGGAUUGAGGAAUGCAAGUAUCAGUUCGCCUGGGACCGCUGGAACUGUCCAGAACGAGCCCUGCAGCUCUCCACCCACAGUGGACUCAGAAGUGCAAACCGAGAGACAGCUUUUGUCCAUGCCAUCAGCUCCGCUGGGGUCAUGUACACCCUCACAAGGAACUGCAGCCUUGGUGACUUUGACAACUGUGGUUGUGAUGACACCAGGAAUGGUCAGCGAGGUGGCCAGGGCUGGCUGUGGGGAGGCUGCAGUGACAAUGUGGGCUUUGGAGAGGCCAUCUCCAAGCAGUUUGUGGACGCACUAGAAACUGGCCAAGACGCACGGGCUGCCAUGAACCUGCACAACAACGAAGCGGGACGCAAGGCGGUGAAAGGAACCAUGCAGAGGACGUGUAAGUGCCACGGUGUGUCCGGCAGCUGCACCACACAGACGUGCUGGCUGCAGUUGCCUGAGUUUCGGGAAGUGGGCAACUACCUGAAGGAGAAGUAUCACCGUGCCAUUAAGGUGGACCUUCUGCGAGGUGCGGGCAACAGUGCAGCCAGCCGUGGGGCCAUUGCCGAAACCUUCAGUUCCAUCUCUCGUAAAGAGCUGGUGCACCUGGAGGAUUCUCCCGACUACUGCGUGGAAAACCGUACGCUGGGUCUGCCGGGCACUGAAGGCCGUGAGUGCUUGAAGAAGGGCAAGAAUCUGAGCAAGUGGGAGAAGCGCAGCUGUAAGCGGCUCUGCAGUGACUGCGGACUGGCCGUGGAAGAACGCAGAGCAGAGACAGUGUCCAGUUGCAACUGCAAGUUCCACUGGUGCUGUGCUGUAAAAUGUGAGCAGUGCCGCAAGACUGUCACCAAGUACUACUGUGUGAAGAGAACCAAACGGGUUAAGAAUGACAGUGCAAGUCGAAGGAGAGGCCUUCGCUUAAAGAAGAAGCACUAA